AUGUCGGAAGCCAAGGCCGAGCACAACGCCCCAGAUGCCCCUUCGGCCUCCGCGUCCGCUGCUGCGACAACUGUGCCAACCGUUCCGGCCCUCGCAGAACAUGGAGCGGUGGGGUCUAUCAGCGAAACCGAACUUCUCCCCGAUGAGCCUGGAACCGGUGCCGAGAAUGACUCUCUGAAGGGCGAGAGCAUUGCGUCCUCCAGUACGAGUGUUCAUACUUCCGUGCGGCAAUACCGAGAAGAGAAUGGACGAACGUAUCAUUCGUACAAAGAAGGCAAAUACAUUAUGCCGAACGAUGAGAGAGAAAAUGAACGUCUUGAUGUGCAGCACAAUAUGUUCAUCUUGGCUUUUGAUGGACGCCUUGGGACGUCUCCCCCGAACGAUCCAAAAUCCAAAGUUGGGCGUGUCCUCGAUGUUGGGACCGGUACCGGCGUGUGGGCUAUGGACUUUGGAGAAGACCAUCCUGAGGCAGAGGUUAUCGGCAUUGAUCUGUCACCAAUCCAACCAAACUUCACACACUCCAAUGUGAAGUUCGAGGUCGACGAUAUCGAGGAGGAAUGGAAUUACUCUCAGCCCUUCGACUACAUCCACAGCCGUAUGAUGACUUUGAGCAUCAAGAGCUGGAAGGAAUACAUCAAGAAGUGUUACGACAACUUGAAUCCCGGAGGUUAUCUUGAGCUCAACGAGAUCGAUCUCCAACCUAGAUCCGAUGACGGAACGCUCCAGGAAGACUGCAGCCUCCUGAAGUUCGCCCGUCUAUGGGGCGAAGCCGCAGCGAUGUUCGGUCGACCAUUCUUGAGCGACCUGAGCGUGUUGCGUGAAGUGAUGACCGAGGUCGGCUUUGAAGGCGUGAGCGCUCAGAAGUUCAAGUGGCCAUCCAACCCCUGGGCGAGGGACAAAAAGCAUAAGGAACUUGGUCACUGGAACCUCGACAACUCUGUGGCCAACUUGGAAGGUUUCAUGAUGGCGCCAUUCACAAGAGCCCAUCACUGGACCGAGGAGGAAGUGAUCGUUUUCGCGAUGCAAUUGGUCGAUUUACGGAAGAAAGCCCUCUGUUGCUUAACCUAA
Colletotrichum karsti is the source of this 1068-nucleotide messenger RNA. RefSeq lists its product as uncharacterized. Gene Ontology annotation, molecular function: methyltransferase activity. The transcript has 9 exons. The coding region runs from base 1 to 1068 and encodes 355 amino acids. The record is from RefSeq and is a predicted model, not a curated record. NCBI's taxonomy places the organism in Eukaryota, Fungi, Ascomycota, Sordariomycetes, Glomerellales, Glomerellaceae.